Culicoides brevitarsis is the source of this 1608-nucleotide messenger RNA. RefSeq names its product solute carrier family 25 member 16-like. Bases 283 to 1314 code for a protein of 343 amino acids. The transcript has 5 exons. Gene Ontology annotation, molecular function: coenzyme A transmembrane transporter activity. The record is from RefSeq and is a predicted model, not a curated record. Gene Ontology annotation, cellular component: mitochondrial inner membrane. NCBI's taxonomy places the organism in Eukaryota, Metazoa, Arthropoda, Insecta, Diptera, Ceratopogonidae. Gene Ontology annotation, biological process: mitochondrial coenzyme A transmembrane transport.
ACUCGCGUUUGCAUUCGUAAACAACAGAGGGUCUUAUAAUUUUUGAAGAAAAUUCGUGAUUUGUACACGAAAAAACAAUAUUUAAUGAGCAAAGACGCAAGACGACAAACAGGAGAAUUCCGUGACAAUAAUUUACCGAUAAUGACGUGUUAGAUUUUUGAAUUUUUAUUAAGUAGACCAAUUGUUACGUACCGUACCACGUAACAUCAUUAUCGAAUAUAUAUCUAUUUUUUGUGUGUUCUUUGAGUGUGAAAUUAAAUAUUAAUUGUUAAGUGAAUUAAGAUGCAAAGUAAGCAAGAAAUUACAACAGCAUCGAAGACUGCUGCAGUGACAACAACAGUACAAGAUGCUAAGUCCUUAGAACGGAAGAAGAAUGUUGACUUUAUUGUUAAGAAUUUGAUUGCUGGAGGUAUUGCUGGCAUGUGCUCAAAAACGACAGUUGCUCCUCUCGAUCGAAUCAAAAUUUUGUUACAAGCACAUUCAGAGCAUUACAAACAUUUGGGUGUCUUUAGCGGAUUGCGACACAUUAUCCGUAAAGAAUCAUUUAUUGCAUUGUACAAAGGAAAUGGCGCUCAAAUGGUUCGAAUAUUUCCAUAUGCCGCCACGCAAUUUACCGCAUUUGAAGUGUACAAAAAGUACUUGGGUAAAUACAUCGCCGCACAAAACAUUCAAAUCAUCCAACAUGCCGACAAAUUUGUUGCAGGCGCGGGCGCCGGAUUAACUGCUGUUACCUUAACAUAUCCAUUAGAUACAAUUAGAGCCAGAUUAGCAUUUCAGGUUACGGGUGAACACAAAUACAAAGGAAUUGUUCACACAGCUGUUUGCAUUUUCAAAGAGGAAGGAGGAAUAAAAGCAUUAUAUCGCGGAUUUACACCUACACUCAUGGGUAUGGUACCUUAUGCCGGUUUUUCCUUUUAUUGCUUUGAAAUGCUCAAGUACUUCUGCAUGAAAUACGCGCCAACGUUCACAUGUAAAAAAUGCGAUCGAAAUACAGGAGGCCUUGUUCUUUUAGUUCCCGCGAAAUUACUUUGUGGCGGAUUCGCAGGCGCUGUUGCACAAUCUUUUUCAUAUCCGUUAGAUGUGACAAGACGACGAAUGCAGCUGGCAAUGAUGAAUCCCGAAACAGCGAAAUUCGGCAUGGGAAUGUUCCAAACACUCAAAUUAAUCUACAAAGAAAACGGAGUUGUGAAAGGCCUGUAUCGCGGAAUGUCAAUUAAUUACUUAAGGGCAAUACCAAUGGUUGCUGUCUCUUUCUCUACGUAUGAAAUUCUGAAACAAGCAUUAAAAUUAGAUACUGGAAUGAAAAUUUCAUAGACUGAUGCUCUCGCACAACAAAAUACAGCGACAAACACACAAAAAAAUAUAAAUAAAUUUUUCAUUACAGAAAUAAUAGUAAAAUAUUUUGUAGAAAAAAAAGACAUUACACCGACGUGGAAAAAUAUAAUAAAAAAUUUUUUUUUUCAGUAUUUGACAAAAUAAAAGAACAAAAAAUCUCAAAUAGCAACAAAUGAACAAAGAAGUUUCCAGUUAUUUUUGAAAUAUAUUUUGUUGUAAUAAAUAUAUAGGCAUUAUUUAAGUUACGAAACCCGUACAUUUAAGUGUAAGAGU